Hansenula anomala is the source of this 1629-nucleotide messenger RNA. RefSeq names its product D-lactate dehydrogenase (gene DLD1). The record is from RefSeq and is a predicted model, not a curated record. Gene Ontology annotation, molecular function: D-lactate dehydrogenase (NAD+) activity; D-lactate dehydrogenase (cytochrome) activity; FAD binding. NCBI's taxonomy places the organism in Eukaryota, Fungi, Ascomycota, Saccharomycetes, Phaffomycetales, Wickerhamomycetaceae. Bases 1 to 1629 code for a protein of 542 amino acids. Gene Ontology annotation, biological process: lactate catabolic process. The transcript has 2 exons. Gene Ontology annotation, cellular component: mitochondrion.
AUGCUGAGAUCAAGACUAAUAAAUGCUAGUCGAGUUGGCUCGAGAUUCAUUUCAAGAACCCAACAAAGAUCAAUCCAUACCAUCCAAAAUUCAUCCAAAUCUUCAUCAACAAGUCUUUUAUUAGCAACAACUAUCACGAGUGCUGAAUCUUCAACAACAAGUUUGUCAGAAUUAUCACCACCAAAAUAUGGAUCAAAAGAAGAUUUAGCAAAAGCAAAAGAAGAAAUCUUGAAGAUUGUUGGUGAGGAUAAUUUAGCCACAUCUCAAGCAGAAUUAGAAUCUCAUUCAGAUACUUAUUUCAAUUCCCAUCAUGCCCUAGAUGAUCAAAGACCUCAAUUGAUUGUCUUCCCAUCUUCCACUGAAGAAGUUUCACAAAUUUUGAAAAUUACUCAUAAAUACCGUAUUCCAAUAAUCCCAUUUUCAGGUGGUACUUCAUUGGAAGGCCAUUAUAUUGCCACCACGGGGACACCAUCAAUUACAAUUGACUUAGCCAAGAAUAUGAAUAACAUAAUUGCAUUACAUAAAGAAGAUUUAGACGUUGUUGUCCAACCUGGUGUUGGUUGGGAAGAUUUACAUGAUUAUUUAACUGAUAAAGGUUUGUUAUUUGGUCCAGAUCCAGGCCCAGGUGCUUUGAUUGGAGGUAUGAUUUCCACUUCAUGUUCUGGAACUAAUGCUGCAAGAUAUGGUACCAUGAAGGAAAAUGUUGCUGGGUUAACUGUUGUUUUAGCUGAUGGUACUAUAAUUAAAACUAAAAACAGACCUAGAAAAUCAAGUGCCGGUUAUAAUUUGACUGGGUUGAUCAUUGGUUCUGAAGGUACUUUGGGGAUUGUUACUGAAGCUACUUUAAAACUUCAUGUUAAACCUAAAGAGGAAACUGUUGCAGUUGUUAGUUUUGACACGAUUUCUGAUGCUUCCAAUACAGUUGCUGAUAUUGUUCAACAUGGUAUUCAAGUUAAUGCAGUGGAACUAUUAGAUGAUAAAAUGAUGCAAGUUGUUAAUGAAUCAGGAGAAACUACAAGAAAAUGGAUUGAAAAACCAACAUUAUUUUUCAAAAUUGGAGCAAAUAAUCAAAGUGUAUUGACAGAAUUGAUUAAAGAAGUCAAUUUGAUUUCUCAAUCAAAUAAAUCUUCAAAUUUUGAAUUUGCUAAAAAUGCAGAUGAAAUUGAAGAACUAUGGUCAGCAAGAAAAAUGGCAUUAUGGUCCACUAUAAAUAAAGGUAGACAAGAACAUCCAGAUAUGCAAAUUUGGACUACUGACGUUGCAGUACCAAUUUCAAAAUUAGCAAAUGUGUUGAGUGAAACUAAAUCUGAUAUGGCCAAAUCUGGAUUAACUGCAACUUUGGUUGGUCAUGCUGGUGAUGGUAAUUUCCAUGCCUUUUUAUUAUAUAGACCUGAACAAAGAUCAAUUGCAGAGGGGCUUGUCGCAAAUAUGGUUAAAAGAGCCAUUGAAGCUGAAGGUACAUGUACUGGUGAACAUGGUGUUGGUUAUGGUAAAAGAGAGUUUCUUUUGGAAGAAUUGGGUGAAGAUCCAAUCAAUAUGAUGAGAAGAAUAAAAAUGAGUUUAGAUCCUCUUAGAUUGUUAAACCCUGAUAAAAUAUUCAAAAUUGAUCCAAAUGAUCAUGAGCAUUAG